GAAUAUUCAUGACGGCGGGGUACGCGUAUUUGACUUGAUUUGAGUCGAUUUUUUUCUUCCUGGCCUUUGUUAAGGGUUAAUUUCCCUUGGUUGAAUAAAAAAAACACAGAAUCGAAAAUAGAGGUAGGGAUUAGAGUGGUUUGUCGAUUGAAGUCCCCGAAAGGCUCAAGACUCUUGACAGCUUGACAGUUGCAGAUUCUAAGAUUACAAGUCACUGACACAAGCAUAUAGUGCUCUCUCGACGAAAUUGUACUUGUCAAGUACCAUGAGUUGUGAACGAAGGGGAGAAUAGAUUCAAGUAACAAUCCUUGAGAGUGGGAGAUUGCCAGUGACAUCAACCCUUGACAGACUCUUCAAGUUCUCUCGACUCUACACUCUACGUACCCUCUGACGAUUUCUUCGUAUAUAGUCUGUAAAAUUUCAAUUGUCGCUGCUUGCUUCCCAGAACUCCGAAUUGCCGAACAGUGAUGCUAAUGCUCACGAAGAAGUCACUAUAACACCGUAAACUCACGAAUCCACUGGGUUUACCUCUCAACAAUUCGCUAAUUGAUAGUCAUGCUCGUCUCGAUGAGAAAAUCCUAGAGGAGAUUUUCAAUUAUCUAAAUUUCCCGCACCUUGUGUUCCAUUGUUUAACAUCAAUCGAUCGUUAUUGCAAUUGUGAUUGUUCCUGCCAAGUGAUUAUUCGUCGAGAUGAGUGGAACAAUAAUUGAAAAUUUAAGCGGUAAAAAACUCUCGGUGCUCGUUGUGCUCCUCAUAAUCGCCCAAAUAACGUGUUUUCUAAUUGGGGGACUCGUUGCUCCAAAACCAGCGACCAAUCAGAAUAUCCUGGGGACACCUUGCAAAGAUUCUAGAGUCAAUGGAUCGAGUCCGGAUACGUCGAAAUGGUAUUAUUCACGAGGAAUUGGCGCUUGCAAACCUGAGGAUAUGCAUCAGUUCGAUGUUGACAGUCAGUACAAGGCCUUUCAAGUUGUCUACACGUUUCAAAUGCCUCUACCGAGAAACAACAUGAUCCUGGACUACUCGAGAUGGCAGCAGAAUUUAAUUGGAGUUCUGCAAGUGGAGAGCAUUUAUCACGAUGAAAUUCAUUUAGCCUCAAAGAUUCCGAUGGUGUUGGAUGCACGAUUGGCAUACAGGAACAAAGGAGACCCUGACGACGCCUGGAAGCUGUACGCAAUCUCAAGAAUCGAGAGAUACCUUGAGUGCUCAAUCGCCGACGAAAUUGAACACUACAACUACAACUGUGGAAUGAUUCCACUGUUCGAGUUGGGCUCACUCUACCACGACUACUAUCUCCUCAAUAUUCGUUUGCCCAUGGAAAAAGCAGUGAACGAGGGCCUGGGACAUAUAACGGAUUUGUCCUUGACAGUUAUCAAUCAGAACGGUGGCUUUACCAAAGUCUGGGUCAGUCUCAAGACAAUCUUCUUUCCAAUCGUCAUUUGUUUCAUGACAUGGUACUGGAGACGAGUAAAUUCAAUGUCACGACCACCAGCUCUCCUGGAGUACAUGCUCCUGGCGCUGGGCUCUGCUCUCACCUUCUUAAAUCUACCCCUCGAGUACUUGACUCUCUCCUACGACAUGCCAUUCAUGCUUUUACUCAGUGAUAUCAGACAGGGAGUUUUUUAUGCUGUUCUACUCUCAUUCUGGCUUGUCUUUGCUGGUGAACAUCUCAUGAUUCAGGAUGGCGAUCAAAAGAAUGGACUUAAAUGCUACUGGCGACACUUAAGUGCUGUCGUCGUUGGGUGCCUGUCUCUCUUCGUGUUUGACAUGUGUGAGCGUGGCGUACAGUUGAGAAAUCCAUUUUUCUCCAUUUGGGUGACAAAUAUCGGCGCCAAGCUUGCAUUAUCCUUCAUCAUUCUCGCUGGAAUAUCCGCUGGACUGUACCUAUUAUUUCUCGCCUAUAUGAUUCUCAAGGUCUUCAGGAACAUCAACGUGAAACGAUGUGCUCUUCCCAGCAUGAGCUCGGCGAGACGUCUCCAUUAUGAAGGUGUAAUCUAUCGAUUUAAAUUUCUCAUGAUUGCAACAUUGUUGUGUGCAUCUCUGACUGUCGUUGGAUUUAUCCUGGGACAAGUAGCAGAGGGACAGUGGAAAUGGGACGAGGAACUGGAGAUAGAGACGACUUCUGCAUUUUUUACUGGUGUUUAUGGCAUGUGGAAUAUUUAUAUUCUGGCUUUACUCUGUCUUUAUGCACCGUCGCAUAAAAAAUGGCCUGUUGAACCCACCGAUCAGGGACUCAGUGAGGAAAUUGAAUUUGCUAGAUCGUCCAGUGAACCCAAUGAGAUGCUGUCGCUCACUGCAUUUGCCAGAAAAACGGCCACCGAAUAAAUUAAAUUUAUUCAUUCACUUAUUUUCUCUCUUUUCAGUAUCUUGACAAUGGCGGAGUGUAAAUCUUCAUUCUGUUAAUUACCAGCUGAUGAAAAUUUUGCAUUAAACUUCAGAUAUUUGUACUCGCCAUGAGCAAUCAAAUAGUCUUCUGAAAUGAUGAAGUGAUUGUCAUUUCAGCCCUCAUUACUCGUAAGUUCAAAAGAGGUGAUAUAUUACAGUAAGUUUUAUUUAUCUUAUCGGAGUAUCAUUGCAACGCACAAAUAUGCAGGAUCUUGGGGAUAAUUUCCCCGUAUUUUAGGAGUUAUAAUGGUAUGAUUUUACGGACCAAUAGGACUUCCUCGAUGUGUGUGAAAAUAUUUAGGGUCAUGUAUUCAUUAGAAGAAAAUAUUGAAUUGAUAUUCUUCCAUGUAAAAUUUGUGACUGCUUUAGAUUCAUAUUUUAUGAGAUACGAAAUUUACUGACAUUAUUGUUAGUGCCGAGUAUAUUGCCAUUCGUAGAAGACGCAGCUCCACAAUAUUCCGGAUAAGUCAUCAUGUUUAGAUAAAAGUGCUUGUCACGAAAGUAGAAUAGUGCAAUUACUAUUUUUUAUUUUUCGUUCUAGGUACUCGAUUGAAAUCGAUAUUGAUGUUUCUAUUAUGUUGAAACGUUCAUUGCAAGUAUUUAUGCAGACACCGACUUGUAUUAUUUUUUAUAAAGUUUUCUCAUGGUUUUUUGUCAGAAGUGUAAGGAAAUAAAU
Messenger RNA from Fopius arisanus, 3058 nucleotides. It is a transcript of the gene wls, whose product is annotated as Wnt ligand secretion mediator. The coding region runs from base 691 to 2322 and encodes 543 amino acids. Gene Ontology annotation, cellular component: endomembrane system; organelle membrane. Gene Ontology annotation, molecular function: Wnt-protein binding. The transcript is spliced from 3 exons. The record is from RefSeq and is a predicted model, not a curated record. Gene Ontology annotation, biological process: intracellular protein transport; Wnt signaling pathway; Wnt protein secretion. NCBI's taxonomy places the organism in Eukaryota, Metazoa, Arthropoda, Insecta, Hymenoptera, Braconidae.